AUGACAGACUAUGAAAAGAUGCAACGAUCUUGGACAGUGCUUGAAUCGAUAGCAGACGUAAAAAAUCAGCUUACGCCGUCCAAGAAUACACUCAUCGUGAUUCUGUUCAAUCUUAAUGAAAUUUCACGGGACUCCAUCGAGCAUUCAAUCAAGCGACAACGUCACAAGUAUGAGAAGCAAUUUGGCACUGAGUUCUUCAAAUGCAUCGUAUUAGAAACCAGCGAUGAAGUAGCACGUGAAUAUAAGAUCGAAAAAGUGCCGACUAUAAUUUUUUAUCGCAAUGGCAAUGAAUGUUACCGUCUGGUGAAACCAACAGAAGACGUACUCUUUAAAUCACUAGAUGACUUUAGUCAGAAAUCAACUCCUUAAUGGCAUCUUUUUUCAAUGUGCGUAUUUUACUUUUGAUACUUGUCAUGCAAGUUUCAAAAUAUCAACGUAGUUUUUGCUUGUGUAUUAGUGGACAUUUAUUGCUUGAUCGAAUCCACGAAUAAAAACCGAAAUGAGAUUUGAAAUAUGCUUGCUUUUGCAACUAUUUUAGUCAUUGGAAGAAUAUUCCUGUCUUUUGACUACCUUACGGUAUGAGAUGCUGCCUAGAGGUAGGUUCAGUAACCAGAUAUCCUCGCUACAACUAAUGUUAGCUAUAGCUCUGGAUAGAAAGCCGAGCUAAUACGGAGUUCUUGCACUCUAUCUCUUGAGCUCCCCAUACGCAUUGAAUAACUACAAACUAGCCAGGAAGGUAGGCGUAUGUACAACUUGAGGGUGUGAGUCUGAAUGUUGGUGGGUGUGUAUGUGAUUGUGAAUGUGGGUGGGUGUGAGUGAAGAGAAGACUCUAACACCCAUAUCCACAUUCUGAGAUCCAAAUAUCCAUCCAGUCCGACAAACAGAAUCAAACUAUAGUGGGUAUGCACACUUAUUCAUCAAAAGUAAUAGAAAUCAUUCAUACUGGACGAAAAAAAUGCUUCUCGAAUACACUUAGGGCUAUCCAAAAGGGUGUGGGUGUGUGUGGAUGUUGGUAUGGGCGUUAGUGGGUAUGGGUAUGGGUAUGGGUGUAAGUAUGAGUGUUGAUGGGUAUGGAUGUGAUUGAGGGUGUUGAUGGAUGUGAGUAUAGAUGAAGAGAAGACUAACGCCCACACCAAAACUCUCAACCGUUUAUGCUGGACAAAAAAAUGCUGGACAAAAAAAUGCUUGUCAAAUAUAAAUAUCUGUUUUGAUUGUUCGAGAGAGAUGCAAUUAGAAUCAGAGGCUUAUUUCAUUCAUAUAGUCUAUUCUAUAGGUAGCUCAAAUAACAAGGGUGGCUUAGCUAAAUUGAAAACGUUGUUUUGUUUCGUCUCCAAUUACAAAUCCUUUUCGAUAGGAUGGAGCCUAUUUAUUCUAGUGGUGAUUUCGAAAUUGAAAGCAAAGAAGAAUAGAGAAUAAUAGAAUGUCGACUUUGUGCAAAGCUAUCGCUCUUAUUGAUGUUUUAAUUGCGGUGUUAUGCGUUCAGGCGAAUCUUUCACAAACAAUUAUUACCGUGUCGGGUGCUUCGUCCGGUGCGGCAAUGGCUACCCAAAUGCACUUCGCAUUCUCGAAUGAAAUCAACGGCUGUGCUGUUCUAGCUGGUCCACCUUAUUAUUGUGCUGGCAAUAUCUUGACAGCUGCUGCAUGUAUGACGGGUCCGGUUACGUCGAUUUCAGUGCCAGUGCUCGAACGCAAAUUGAAAUCCUACGAGAAAGAUGGCAAAAUCGAUAGUCUAGCUAACAUAAAAGAUGAUCCGGUUUAUAUCUUUUCGGGCAGAUAUGAUCCAGUAGCUCUUCCUGGUUUGGUGAAACUGAAUGAAAAACUGUAUUUGCCA
Molecule: messenger RNA, 1831 nt
Organism: Rotaria sordida
Lineage: Eukaryota; Metazoa; Rotifera; Eurotatoria; Philodinida; Philodinidae
Source: the annotation of a GenBank genome assembly